This is a messenger RNA of Chilo suppressalis (striped riceborer), 6652 nucleotides long. The record is from the annotation of a GenBank genome assembly. NCBI's taxonomy places the organism in Eukaryota, Metazoa, Arthropoda, Insecta, Lepidoptera, Crambidae.
CUCGCUCAUUUUGAUUUACACAAAUGUCAAAAAGGGCUGGGACGAAACGGGUGAUAUCGCGAUAUUUGUGAAAAUUGCCCUUUUACGUGUGAAUAUAACAAAACUUAACUUUAAUAAUGUAAUCUGUAUUCAACGCAUAAACGGCGCGUAUCUGCCGUAUUGCCUAAAACGUUGAAAAUUCGCCGUUGUGGAGACUUUAUAAUCACGCUAGUUUUGGCGCAAUUGUUUUAGUUCAUAACUCGUCAAUAAUAUCAUGUUGAAGUUUAAAAAAAUGGGUUCGGAUAAAGUGCCGCUGCUGCUUGUGACUGCGAACGUGGGAUCAAUAUUUGAGGAUCCAUCAGUGAUGCUGCCGAUAUGGACAUCGGAGUUCCUCCAGGCGGUCUCCCGGAUGGACCCCAAGUUCAUCGCCCUCCACCUCCAGGAAGUGGGUGGCAAGGCGUACGAGAAGUCCAUGCAGUAUGUCCAGGACUUCGUGCAGAGGCUUUGCGACUGCCCAGAGUUGAGGCUCUACGACAAAAUCAGGAUAUUCCUGGACGAGGACUUCAGCUCGCCGGAGAAGUUUACGGCUUUAGGGAAUAUGUACUUUGCCCAUUCGUCACUGACAGACCUGAAGAUAUGGGACUUCGAGCUGAAGGCUUACGUGGAUGUACAGGGCAAGGAGGUGCACAGCGGAAAUAUUGAAAAGGUCACCACCAAAGAGAAGGCCAAGUUUCCGCAGCAUUUCUUCCCCGAGUGCAAAUGGUCUCGCAAAGGGUUCUUGAGGACGCGUUGGAUGAUACGAGGCACAGCAGUAGAAUUCGUCAACAUCCACCUCUUCCACGACGCGUCCAAUCUGCUCGCGUUGGAGCCGUUCCCAUCAGUAUAUUGUCGCAGUAGAAGGCGAGCAUUGCGCCAUACGCUACGCCAUUUGCAUUCAGACGUCAAUGCGGCGCCAUACUUCAUAUUCGGAGACUUCAACUUUAGGACAGAUACAGGAGGCGUAGUCAAGAAAGUGACGGAAGAGUUAACAGCGUGCAGACUACAGAACGGCGCGAACGUAGACGCGGGCAAGCUGCAGUAUCGCGCUCAUACCGAUGAUAGGCUGGUGCUAACCAUCGGUAAAAAGGAGUUCGCCCACUCCGAUCAUCAGAAAAUAUUCCGGGAGCCAUGGUUGCAACGAUUUGACCGCGAGUUGGAAGCUCUGAAGCCGCACCUUUACGAGUUUCCGGUAAAAUUCCCACCCAGUUACCCCUUCGAGGAAGACGUGCAUCUACCCACGCACUAUAUGAAGACCAGGUGUCCGGCGUGGUGCGACAGAAUACUGUUAUCUCAAUCAGCGAGACUUGUGGUGCAGAACCAAGAGCCAGGCCGACCCGGGGAGAACAGGCAUCUGCAUACUUCCAGGAAAUCAGUUGCCGAUUCUACAGACAGUAGCGGAAGAGUUUCAUCAUCGGACAGUAGUCCGGCGCGAUCCAACUCUCCGGCCAGGCACAACCAUCAGUACAGUCCAGGGAAGACUCUCGAGAAGAAAAGCAGCGUGGCCGACCUCGACGCUUUAUCAGUGCCCGGUAUAAAUGUGAGCAGGAAGAGUAUCGCCGAUCCCACGAGUGUUCAGCGAGCCAUCGACGCGCGGGUGACAGAGUGCGAAGGAUCGCCCAUUCGUCGUAAACUCGUUCGCAACCAAUCGGAGGGUUCCCCGAAACCCAGCGAUAAUCUGUCGUGCGAACUGCGCCGAUUGGUCGACGCUCCCGCUAGGAAACGCACCGACUACGGGGUCAUCGGGCCCGACGCCUGCAUGGGGGACCAUAAGCCGAUCUACUUACGGGUGAUGCUGCAAAGCGACCGAGGUACCGUAAAGUGUUUCGAGCACCGCUCUCACCCCUUCGCGGGGUCAACGACCUCCCCCCUAGUCUCCCCUAUCUCACCCCUAACCCAUUUAAAUCGUCUACCCACCGACCCUGACUUAUACGUGAAAUCCACCCUCGCCACGCCCUUCUCUAGCCACCACGAACAAUUAUCCGAUCAUAGGUUGAAAAGAACUCGUACAGGCUCGUUGAACGAGAAAAUAUUCCGUAUACCACACGUGGAAAUCACAAGCGUUGAUUACGCGAGCUGUGACGUCAUGUUCGUCAACGAUGUUGAUGCGACUUUACUCUCCGUACGACGUUGCGUAGAUCCUUACACCCCUGAAAGUGUAGACUCUCACACUCCAGACAUAGGAGCUUCUAGCACGGAAGAGAUACCGGAAAUCGUAGAUUUUAUCCCCAAGUUAGACUCUAGGCCAGCUAAGUUGUGUCGCGACAGAAGUGUAUCACCAACACAGUUGAAAAAUAGACUCGAUAAGCUUUUGAAUAACGAUAAGUUUACGCCUGAGUUGCAAAGGUUGGACAGUAGGGAGUCGUGUAAGUCUGGGGCCAGUAAGAAGGGUGGGUUGUGCUGUUUGGCAUUGAAAUGUUACGGGUUUUGUAGGAGAAGGGCGCGGCGAGUCAAAUGCGGAUGUAGAGGCUUGAGCGACUGUUGCACCUCUUGAGACUAAACUUAUAGUAUACAAAACUUCUUGAUCUUCGACUAUGGAUAAAAAAGCCUGCGCAGUAGUAAUUUUACCUACAAAAAAGUUUACGGCGCAAGCUUUUUUGCCUGUUAGAAGUCAAGAAGUUUACCGCUAUCUAUCUAUAGUGAAAAUUUUGGAAGUGUUCGAAAACAACGAUCGUAUUUUUCCUAACAUUCUAACAAUGAAACCUAUUUUUCGACCAAUAUGGUUGAAAAUUUAGAUUGGAGUUGAUUUGGUCAGUUUGUAAACUGUUAUGAUGAAAUGAAACUUAGAAGGCCAAUGACUUAAGCGGCUGAAACACAACGAUGCCUAUGGAUUUUUUAUGUAUUUUAAACUAGUAAUGGCGGAUUGGAGUGACAUGAGCCGAGAUGUAUUAUUUUUUUCAUGUAAUUAUUCCAAAUAGCGAUCGUCACCUUUUUGAACACUAUCAUUAAUUUUACUUGGAACCCUGGGCAGUAUUCUGUUUUUAAAAAUAAAACAAGAAUCUAAAUUAACUUACGAUAUGUGUACAAAACUUUUUUGUAUAAAAAAUAUUAAUAAUAUAAUAAGUGACGUAGAAUUGACAUAUAUUUGUAAAGACAGAAUCAUGUCGCAUUCAUAGAAUUAUUGAUGUUGUGUAUUACGUAUGUAGUAACACUAGUUGUGUGCAAUUGUACGGUAUUUUUUUUUAAUUGACCUAUUUUGAAAUAUUGUUGUACACGGAAUGGUAAUUUUACCAUUUUACUUUUCUUUAUGACUUAUGGUUUUCUACAAUAAACUUUGUGUUUGCAUUCGCAACUUACUAACGGCAUAGACGUUUUUUAAUUUUGACUCAAACGUAAUGAAUAUUUUUAUAAAAUUACGGAAUAAAGUGCAUUUUUUUGUGACAAAUUGUCAUUAGUAAGAUAACAAAUUUGUUUGCAUGAUUUUAGUAAAAAUGUUUUUAUUGUUGUGUGUUCAUAGAAUGCAUGGCAUUUUUACCAUUUGUUGACCGCUAAUAAUGUGCAAUUCGCAUUAGAUGACGUUUGGUAGGUACUAGAAAAAAUGCAUUAUAUGAAGUACAAUUUCGACCUUUACUGUAAGACAUAAGAUUGAUAAUUGUAACGCAGACCUACCUAGCAAAUAACUUAUGUAGCUUUGUAAUAUCAGAAAAAAUCGAAUGUAGUUAGAUCUCAUGCAAUCAACACUCCAUUACUUUACUCAAUGCAUUUUUGUACCUUCUUUCUAAUGUAUUAAAGUACAUUUUACUAAAUAUUUACAAUACGUUAUAUGUUCUCAUUGGUUCUGAUUCAAUGUGUAUUUUAAACAAUUAUUAUUACAUAUAAGUUUUAAAUUUCUACGUCAAAAUGUAUUUUUAACGAUUGUGACUGAAUACGCAAAAAAACUAUAUUCCUAAAGUUUUCCAAGUUGAAAGAUAUUUUGAAUAUUUUAAAAGCUAUGUUUUUCAUUUCUUAUUGCAAAAGUAAACUUUUAUAUCUGAAUUUGGAAUUAAAUUUUUGCAUUAGGAAUGAGAAGAAUGAAUUUGCUUUAUGUUAUUUUUACCUUAUUAGGUAUAAGGUUAUCGGAAUGUUCGUGUGAAAUUUUCUAAUUAUCUAAGUGAUAAGAAAAAACCCCAAUCAAUAUAUUUUUUCUACAGAAUAGACAUUUCACACUACCCCAUGCAAUGUAAAAAGACUUCGAUGAAGUCGUUACUUUAAUAUUCUGAAAGAAAAUAGGCUAUUUGACAGUAUGAAAAAUAAAGUAUCAAUUUUGGUGAACAUUAGGAGUGAUGUCACUAUUUUAACAAAAAAAAUAGUUAAUCAUAAAAUAGAAAAGUAUUUUUUGAUCUAUUGUCACAUAAUCAAAAACGCCCAAAAUAACGUCACCUGCUUGUAAACAUGAUCUCGAAGUGUCAUUACUUUGUACUGCUUGACGUUUUAAUGAGAGCCAUGAGACAUCACCUGCCUGUAACGCGCCAUAUUUGCUAGAGAAACGUUUCUGGCGCAUAAUUAUUUGAAAAGAUAAUUUUAAUUUUGAUUUUUUUCAACUAAUACACGCAACAUAAUUAUAAAUAUCCCGUUUCUAUGAAAUUACUAUUGACUAACAAAUAACGUAUGUUCGUUUUCGAAAACUUGUCAAAUAGCCUAUUGGUUCUACUGUAUUUGUUUUUCUUGUACUGAACAAUGUUUAUACCAAAUGCUUAAAAUAAUAAUCUAGUCUAGCUCUGCUCAAGCGGAAUAUAAAUUUAAUACUUACUUUUGUUGUUAAUGUUUUUUAAAUGCAUAACUAAAUUUAAUCUCAUUUUACCAAGUAUAAUUAUGCAUAAGUACAAUUUCAUAGUAUUUUAAGCCAUAAUGAAAUUAAAGAGCGAUUAGUCCAUGGACUGCAACGUAUAUUUUUUUUAAUAAUAGCAACACCAUAUAUACCGUUGCAGUCUUUUCGUAAUUAAAUCGGACCAACAACUUAGAUUUGACGUAAAUAAAGCUUAUGCUUUUGAUUAAAUAACAAACCAUAUGGAUAGGUUUAAUAUUAUGUAUAUGUGGCCGCUCUGUCUUCUUCCAAACAAAGGAAAUAGAUAAAGCAUUACAUUCCUACAAUCUCAAUUAAAGAAUGAAUCAUUGUUUUAUCGUUUAUUAAAAGUUAGUUUCUAAUUAAAAAAGCGGCCGAAGACGUAUUAUAAAUGGUACGAGUCGCAGCAUUUAAGAAAUUAUACUAAAGUGAUGACCGAAAAAUGUUCUGCAUUUUAUUGAUUCCUGAAAGGAUGUGCGGGAGGAAAAAAAUAUUAGUAGCCGCCAUUUUUGUUUCAUAUCUGAAUUGGCGCGAAUAGUGUUGUAGUAGUGUUGAUUUCCUUCCUUAGAGUAUACGAGUAUAUUAUACAUCUGUGACAGAAAAUGCCGCUCUAUUAUAUGAUGCGCGUAUAUAGUAUUGCUACGUAUAAUUUGCGCUGUCAAUGUCAAACUGUAUUAACAAACGUAGCUUUUUUAAUAAUGGGAAAUAGUGUGAAGUGGAUAUUAUCUCCAUGCUAUUUUAUUGACCAUUUCAUGGCCUUACUAGUACCUUAUUUAAAUAGCAUAAAAAAGAUUUCGUUAAAAAAAUACGUUGGCAGUGCAUUUAUUACGUUUAAAUUUAUUUUAAUAGAAACGGUAGGUACUUAUAAUACUAAUGUACCUGUCACCUAAAAUUUUAAAUACCGUUACAUUAUAAUCUAUCUCGCGAUAUUGUAAACUGUCCAAAGAUUAUGAACCAUAACAUACUGCUUACAAUUUAACGCAUUAUUUUUAGUAGGUGAUAAUCUGUCGAAGCGAAUCUAUUAAAUCAAAAUAUGUCGUGCGUUAAAUUAUCAACUGUUCAAAGACGGUCACUGAUUGAAUUGUCUAACAAUAGGCCGUUCUGUGUUCAUAGGAUAAGAUUUUUUGGCACUUCUUUGGUUCAUCACAGGUUCAUUUUAUUUACACAACUACAAGUUAUUUUAACACGAAAUCAAUUUAAAUUCACUUAAACACUGGUGUCGCUUCUGACAAGAUUUUCUACACGUAAAAUUAAAUUUUUCAUCAGUCUCUCCCUUUCUUUCUGUAUAAAGAAAGACUAGGAUACAUUGUUGUUAAAUAAAAUUUUAGGUUUAGAGAAUCUUGCCAGAUUCUACACCACUUUUUGUUUAAAUUCGACAACAAACGAAUUAACAGACAUAAUAAGGCGGCGCGGGGCACAUGACGUUCAACCAAUUACCCCGCGAGGUACUUUCCGUCGUAUGCCAUUUCACUUCGAUAGAUUAUAAUCUACCUAAAAAUAAUGCGUUAAAUUGUGUUAGCAGUGUGUUAUGGUAAAAAAUCUGUCGGUAGUUUACAAUCUUGCAAGUUAGAUAAUAAUCUAAUGGAACUUACAACCGAUAUCAAAUGUAGUACAGCCAAUAAAGUAAUUUCAAACAGAUUUUAAAUCUCCUAAACGACUUUAAACUUUAGCUUAGCAAGUAAAGUUUAAAAUCGUUAUGACGUUAUGCUGACGGUUGUACAAAUUAAUAAGCUACAUUGUUAUUGUAACGAGGUGCUAGUUAUCUAUAAACAUUCGCACUGAAAUAGUUUGUUUUUAUUUUCUGUAUUAUAUGUAUACGUAUUAUUUUUUUUCUUGUAUUUUUCCUAUUGUCCUCUUAAUAUAAUGUUUGAAAAA